AUGUCGGGGGAUUAUGAUGACGAUGUUUGUCGCGGCGCGCUCCGUCUCGUGCACGAGCUCUGCUUCGCCCCCCGCUCCCGCCCCCCCCACGCGCGGUGCCUCGAGUUCACCGACCUGCUGAGACACCGCGGGCACCCCCGGCCCGCAGACACAGAGGUGUCGGUGAGCCUGCUGUCCGUCAUUGUCACCUUCUGUGGCCUGGUCCUGCUGGGCGUCUCCCCCCUCCCCCCCGUCCCGGAGGAGCCUCCCCCGUCUCACCUGGGUCAAAUCCAACCGGAACUCUACGACUCUGCGGACUCUCACCUGGGCUCGUGCGUGGCCGCUGGCCCAGGUGGAGUCUCCGGUAGCCCCGGGGGAGUCCCGGGCUCUCCGUGCGGCCGCCUGGGCGUGUCCGUGCGUUACUGCUACGGCUCCCAGCAGCUCCAGGUGCGCGUCCUGCGCGCCCGCGACCUCCCCGCCAAGGACUCGAACGGUUUCUCGGAUCCCUACGUGAAGAUUUACCUGUUACCUGACCGCAAGAAGAAAUUCCAGACCAAGGUGUUGAGGAGGACUCUGAACCCCGAGUGGGACGAGACUUUCAGUUUCGGGGUUCCCUUCGCCGAGCUCCCCGCGCGCCGCCUCCACUUCAGCGUCUACGACUUCGAUCGAUUCUCGCGACACGACCUGAUCGGACAGGUGGUCAUGGACAACCUGCUGGAGGUGGCCGAGGCCAGGCCCGAGGUGCCCAUCUGGAGGGACAUCCAGGAGGGGACGGGGGAGAAGGCUGACCUGGGUGAGGUGAAUUUCUCUCUCUGUUACCUGCCCACUGCCGGCCGCCUCACGGUCACCGUGAUCCGCGCCUCCAACCUGCGCGCCAUGGACCUCACCGGCUACUCAGGUGUGUACAGGUGUUACAGCAUCGGGCACAACGAGGUGAUCGGGCUGUGCCGCGUGGGCAGCGACGCCGACGGCCCCGGCCGCGAGCACUGGGCACAGAUGUUGGCAAACCCCCGGAAACCCAUCGAGCACUGGCACACCCUGGUGGAGGAGAAGGCUCUGUCCAAGGCGGCGCCGCGGGACAAACCCGCCCUGGGGGAGCCCCUGGGCCCCCACUGA
Sturnus vulgaris (Common starling) is the source of this 1095-nucleotide messenger RNA. The record is from RefSeq and is a predicted model, not a curated record. NCBI's taxonomy places the organism in Eukaryota, Metazoa, Chordata, Aves, Passeriformes, Sturnidae.